GCGGAAGUGAGCGGGGCGCGGCUCGGAAGCGUCAUUUCCGUGGAGCCGGGACCUGAGCAGAGACCAUGGCCGAGACCGACCCGAAGACUGUGCAAGAGCUCACCGCCGUGGUGCAGACAUUGCUUCAGCAGAUGCAGGACAAAUUUCAAACCAUGUCUGACCAGAUAAUUGGAAGAAUUGAUGACAUGAGCUGUCGCAUAGAUGACCUGGAGAAGAACAUAGCAGACCUCAUGACGCAGGCGGGAGUGGAAGAAUUGGAAGGCGAGAACAAGACCCCUGCUACUAACAAGAGUUAAAAGCUGCCAGUAACUUAAGAGGAAUCCUGGAAGACAUCUUUGUCUUUUUCUACAAGUCCUUGGAAUUACAGAAGAGCUUUUUGCAACUACCGUGUGCAAAAGCAUUUUUAUAUUGUUACAGAGCUUGCAUUCCUAAUGUAUAUUGUAUAGUCAGGGAUAGGUUAGUUUAUCUUUUGAUUUGUGUACUGUAAUUUCACUUUUGGAAAUCUUGUUAUGAGGAUCAAUUAGUUGUGUUAUUAAAACACAGAUCUUAUGGAUCUCAACUACUGGGUGAUGUCACUUCUUUCACUUUCUUACACUUUUUCUAGAUGUUUCAUUUUUGAUAGCUAAACAUCUGGUGACUCCCAUCACAUGGAAAUCUUAAUGUGUCCUAUGUAACUUUGUGGAGUGAAGCACAAGACUAAAACAUAGCACUAAUCUUAGCUCUGAGCAUCAGUGACUCAACUAGUUGAGGACUAUGUGUUGUUUUCUCAUAGAUAUAAUAAGGUGAUUUUGGAAACAAGGCACUGAACAUCACAGUCGUGUCUCGUGCUCCUGGUAUUACCUUACCUGUGUGUCCCUAGAGCAGAAACCAGAAACAGAGGUGUAACAUUAGAGGCAUUUGUACACAGCUGAGCAACCACUGCCAUACAAAUCUGUUCUAUUUAGACAGACAAGGAACUGUUAACUAUGAAAUCUCUCACUAUGGGAUUUAAGGUUUUUAACACUGAAACUCUUACUUUGAAACUCGCCAUAUGUCAUUUGGCAUCACCUUAGAACAGUAACUAGUGACACUGGACUGAACAGGGAUGGGAUUGCAGGAGUGUCUGUACGUAGUCUUUCAGUUUAAAUCUGUGGGUGGUUGUACAAAAGAGUUUGCUGACAAAGCAAGGAUAUGCUGAGCAACAGAAAAGGAGAGAAUUAUGAAGCCUUGCUUCUCUGAGUAACAACUAACUGGAGCUGUUCAAAGUGCUUGGUGCAGGAAGGUGUUUGUUUUUAUAAUGAUAUCCACAUUUAUAGGCCUGGAGUUUAAUGGAUUACAUUAGAGUAUUUUGCCAAUAAGAAGUCUGUACUAUGUCACUUGUGAAGAAAAAUGACCAAUGUCUGACAUACUGACAAUCAUUGCAGUGCUCCUCCAGCUCUAAAUAUAAAUCUAAGGAAGCACUAGUGGCAGACAGCAGUUACAUGUGCACUGCACUUCAGGCUGCUCUUUGAAUGCCACCAAAUCAGCACCUGUGUCUUGUGGAAGCAACAUGACAGGUCAUUUUUCAAAACUGAGGGGAAAUUGUAAUGAAAGUUAAUAACAGGGGAAUUUUGUGAAUAUAAGAAAUGUAUCAAUAUGCCUUGUAACAGCCUUGGGCUCUUUGUAAUGUCAUUUAAAAAAAUCUAAUAAACUAUUAUGUGGUAACAAAGAGUCAGGUCAUAUAUAUUAAA
Dryobates pubescens (Downy woodpecker) is the source of this 1709-nucleotide messenger RNA. RefSeq names its product heat shock factor binding protein 1 (gene HSBP1). Gene Ontology annotation, biological process: cellular heat acclimation. Gene Ontology annotation, cellular component: nucleus; cytosol. The transcript has 4 exons. Lineage: Eukaryota; Metazoa; Chordata; Aves; Piciformes; Picidae. The record is from RefSeq and is a predicted model, not a curated record. Gene Ontology annotation, molecular function: transcription corepressor activity. The coding region runs from base 66 to 296 and encodes 76 amino acids.